AUGCUGAUCUCGGACCUGGAGACCAGCCUGACAUACCCAGAGCUGUGUGAGGAGGUGAGGGACAUCUGCAGCCUGCACCAGCACCAGCCCAUCACACUCAAAUGGAUCGACGACGAAGGCGACCCGUGUACCAUCUCGUCCCAGAUGGAGCUGGAAGAGGCCUUUCGCCUCCACACACGCAGCAAGAAGUCUGGACUCCUCCUCCACGUCUUCCCCAGUAUACCAGAGAAGCCAGGCAUGCCUUGCCCAGGAGAGGACAAAUCUAUUUAUCGGCGCGGGGCCAGAAGAUGGCGCAAGCUCUACCGCGUCAACGGACAUCUCUUCCAGGCCAAGCGCUUUAACAGGAAAGCGUACUGUGGCCACUGCAGCGACAGGAUAUGGGGCCUGGGCAGGCAGGGCUACAAGUGUAUCAACUGCAAACUGCUGGUUCAUAAGCGCUGUCACAAACUCGUCCCUCUGAGCUGUCAAAGGCAUAUGGAUCCAGUCAUGCCCUCGCAGGACCCCGUGGCUGACGAGCAGAGUGAGGAAGUGGGGCGCCCCCCGGAGGACUCGGACGACACUGACGGAAUCUUUCUGCCUCACAGUCGAUCAGUGGACCAGACAGAGGUCGACUCAGAGGAGCUGAAGGCGGUGGUAGACGGCAUAGACGGCGUGAAGAUCUCGGACGGCGGCGGGCUGGGCCUGGGGGACUUUGAGCUGAUCCGGGUGAUCGGCCGCGGCUCCUACGCCAAGGUGCUGCUGGUGCGCCUCAAGAAGAACCACCAGAUCUACGCCAUGAAGGUGGUCAAGAAGGAGCUCGUACACGACGACGAGGAUAUAGAUUGGGUGCAGACGGAGAAGCAUGUCUUCAAGGAGGCGUCCACCAACCCCUUCCUGGUGGGCCUGCACUCCUGCUUCCAGACCGAGAGCCGAUUAUUUCUGGUGAUCGAGUAUGUGAACGGAGGAGACCUCAUGUUCCACAUGCAGAGACAGAGGAAGCUACCGGAAGAACAUGCAAGGUUCUAUGCUGCUGAGAUCUGCAUUGCCCUGAACUUCCUGCAUGAAAAGGGCAUCAUCUACAGGGACCUGAAACUGGACAACGUGCUGCUGGACCACGAGGGACACAUCAAGAUCACCGACUACGGCAUGUGCAAGGAGGGGAUCCGACCGGGAGAUACCACAAGCACCUUCUGCGGAACGCCCAACUACAUCGCCCCAGAGAUCCUGAGAGGAGAGGACUAUGGCUUCAGUGUAGACUGGUGGGCUCUAGGUGUCCUGAUGUUUGAGAUGAUGGCGGGCAGAUCUCCCUUCGACAUCAUCACCGACAACCCAGACAUGAACACGGAGGAGUACCUCUUCCAAGUAAUUCUGGAGAAGCCUAUUCGAAUCCCAAGGUCCUUGUCAGUGAAGGCUGCCAGCGUUCUGAAGGGCUUUUUAAAUAAGGACCCUAAGGAGAGGCUGGGAUGCCAGGUUCAGACGGGCUUCACCGAUAUCAAGUCUCACACGUUUUUCCGCACCAUAGACUGGGAGCAGCUGGAGAAGAAGGAGGCGACGCCGCCCUUUAAGCCUCAGAUCACAGACGACUACGGCCUGGAAAACUUCGACACGCAGUUUACCAACGAGCCGGUGCAGCUCACGCCCGACGACCAGGAUGUGAUCAAGCGAAUAGACCAGUCGGAGUUCGAGGGAUUCGAGUACAUCAACCCACUGCUGCUGUCCACUGAGGACACUGUAUGAAGAGGACUGACUCUCUCCUC
Messenger RNA from Engraulis encrasicolus (European anchovy), 1736 nucleotides. It is a transcript of the gene prkcz, whose product is annotated as protein kinase C, zeta. The transcript is spliced from 17 exons. The coding region runs from base 1 to 1716 and encodes 571 amino acids. Gene Ontology annotation, cellular component: cytoplasm; nucleus. Gene Ontology annotation, molecular function: ATP binding; protein binding; protein serine/threonine kinase activity. The record is from RefSeq and is a predicted model, not a curated record. Gene Ontology annotation, biological process: protein phosphorylation. NCBI's taxonomy places the organism in Eukaryota, Metazoa, Chordata, Actinopteri, Clupeiformes, Engraulidae.